Messenger RNA from Oldenlandia corymbosa var. corymbosa, 801 nucleotides. NCBI's taxonomy places the organism in Eukaryota, Viridiplantae, Streptophyta, Magnoliopsida, Gentianales, Rubiaceae. The record is from the annotation of a GenBank genome assembly.
AUGCAAGGGUACGCUGGACAUCAUCAACUCGAUGCUUCUCUUGAUCUCAGCACAAUCUGCGAGCAUCUCAAGUUUAGUCGCCAAAUUUUCAAAUCUAUAUUCAAAUUCUGGAUGAUUAUUCAAACAAAAUUGCAUACCGCUUACCAGAACAAACUUAUUGGUGUGAUCAAUACAUCCCACCCCGUAAAGCAAGCCCCGUUGAAAACUGAUUCUAUCUCCAAUCUCCAAAUUAAUGGUAGCUGCAACAUAAUUAAGGGUAAUUGUUACAAAGAGAUUGUUGAAUCAUACACCAAGGAAGUAUCAAAACUAGAAAAAACGGUGAUGAGGAUGAUUUUUGAAAGGUCGGGUGUGAAGGAAUUUCAUGAACAAUACUACCAAUCAUGUUCUAAUUUCCUUGCAUUGAUUAAACAUAGACCCCCACAGUCCAAUGAGGAGCUUGGAGGUGUUCAAGAACACACUGAUCCAACUUUCAUAACACUUAUUCAGCAGAAUCAAAUUUCAGGUUUUGAGAUUAAAUCAAAGGAUGGGAGCUGGAUUUCUGUUGGAUUACCUCCAUCUUCAUUCCUUGUCAGGGCUGGUGAUGCAUUACUGGCGUGGAGCAAUGGCAGAGUCCGUUCUACUUUACAUAGGGUCAGAAGGAAUUCUAGAGAAACUACAAGAUUGUCAAUUGCUCUAGCUUCAUAUUACAACGGGAUGAUUCAAAUACCUGAAGAACUUGUUGACGAGGAGCAUCCUUUGAAGUUUAAGCCAUUUACCACUUGGGAUUCAUUCAUUUCACUUUCACGGGCCCUCCAACGAUGA